AACUCGAAAUGUGUUCGGUGUUGGUGAUCGGAGAUAUGCACGUGCCGUUCCGCAGCAGCGGACUACCGGCCCAAUUUAAGAAGCUGUUGACUCCGGGUAAGAUACAGCAUGUUUUGUGCACGGGCAACCUGUGCACGAAAGAGAUGUACGAGUUCUUAAAGUCUAUCGCCAAUGAUGUGCACAUUGUGCGCGGUGAUUUCGACGAGAACCUCAAUUAUCCAGACCAAAAGGUAGUGAACGUCGGACAGUUUAAAGUGGGCCUAUGCCACGGCCACCAAGUGAUACCGUGGGGUGAUCCAGAAUCUCUGGCACUACUCCAGAGACAACUAGACGUAGACGUACUGGUAUUUGGUCACACUCACAAGUUUGAUGCAUUCGAACUUGGGAAUAAAUUUUUCUUAAAUCCAGGAUCAGCUACUGGAGCUUUUAAUCCGUUAAACCCGUAAGAUCUUUAAACUUUAAUACAUUAGUUUUCUG
Molecule: messenger RNA, 477 nt
Organism: Acyrthosiphon pisum (pea aphid)
Lineage: Eukaryota; Metazoa; Arthropoda; Insecta; Hemiptera; Aphididae
Product: vacuolar protein sorting-associated protein 29-like
Exons: 3
Coding region: 9-446 (145 amino acids)
Biological process (GO): retrograde transport, endosome to Golgi
Cellular component (GO): retromer complex
Source: RefSeq, a predicted model, not a curated record